Bombyx mori (domestic silkworm) is the source of this 591-nucleotide messenger RNA. RefSeq lists its product as uncharacterized. Gene Ontology annotation, molecular function: zinc ion binding; nucleic acid binding. The record is from RefSeq and is a predicted model, not a curated record. The transcript has a single exon. Bases 1 to 591 code for a protein of 196 amino acids. Lineage: Eukaryota; Metazoa; Arthropoda; Insecta; Lepidoptera; Bombycidae.
AUGGUGACCGCUGCAAUCCGCAUAAGCGGACUUGACGAUUCGCUGACGGAGGAGGAGAUAUGCACCGAGCUUGCGCGCAUCGGCGAAUGCUCCGUCGGUGCAGUCAAGGCUGGCUCUAUCAAGCCCGGAUCCGGAGGAAUGGGCCAGGUUCUCGUUCGUUGCCCGAUAGCAGCGGCGAAGAAGAUUGUUACAGUGACGAAGCUGCGCAUCGGGUGGAGCGUUGUUCGCGUCCACCUGCUGGAGGCCCGGAGGCUACAAUGCUUCCGCUGCCACGCGUUGGGCCAUGUGGGUGCGCGGUGCCCGUCGUCGGUCGACCGCAGCCACGACUGCUACCGGUGCGGACAAACCGGCCACGUGGCAUCCGGAUGCACACUGACACCGCGAUGCGCCGUCUGCGCCUCCGCCGGGAAACCAGCGGACCACACUUCGGGGGGCAAGGCCUGUGCAAGGCCCCCGAGAAAACCGAGGAGAGAUGACGUCGCUGCACCCGCGGCCGCACCCGUUGCUGCAGACCGAAGUCAACUCGGCGAGACGACGACUCCGAUGGACGUCCAGCCUCCGUCGGGCACAAGGAAGACCGGGGCUUUAUGA